GAAUAAAAUUCAAUCUUUAAAUAAAAACAAGUGUCUUGUUGUAAAAUUAUAAGAAUGUUUUAUUCAUAACUACGCAAUUCCAAGCUGGUAACGAACUCGAUAGUAAUCGAUAUUCGAUAUACGGCUAAACAAGCAGCAAAACAAUAAUAAAUAAACGUGAAGACCCCAGACUGAAAUUUAAAAGAAAUAUUUUAUCUUGAGAACAAACUUCAUAUGGGCAUCAUGGACAACAAUGGCGUCGGCAGGCUGACAGAAGAAUCUCUGAAACGCAAGGAGCGUCUUCAAAAACUCCGGGAACAAGCGCAGAACAAAGGAGGAGACGCCGCCGAAUCCAAUGAAAAGUUACCCAAACCAGUCUUCCGCAGCUACAAACCCCAGAAUGAAAGCACCGAUGGCGAAAUCCUUGCACAGGAACCAACGGGAAACAUAGAAACUGCUGUCGAGGAUCAACUGAGUCUGCUCCAGCAGCCCAUGGUGAUCGAUGAGAUUGAUAUAACCAACCUGGCACCGCGCAAACCCGACUGGGAUCUGAAGCGGGAUGCCAGCAAAAAGUUGGAGCGACUGGAACGACGCACCCAAAAAGCAAUUGCUGAACUCAUCCGUGAGCGACUGAAACUGAACCAAAUCGAGGACAUCAGCCAAGCGGUGAACGUGGCCACGGCUCAUGCAGGUGAAAGUGUUCAGGAGGAUUAUGACUAGAGCCGAAUAAUACAACUAACUUUACUGAACUGGUACAAAAAACGAAAAAGUGCA
This is a messenger RNA of Drosophila teissieri, 753 nucleotides long. RefSeq names its product coiled-coil domain-containing protein 12. Lineage: Eukaryota; Metazoa; Arthropoda; Insecta; Diptera; Drosophilidae. The transcript has 2 exons. Gene Ontology annotation, cellular component: post-mRNA release spliceosomal complex; U2-type spliceosomal complex. The record is from RefSeq and is a predicted model, not a curated record. Bases 214 to 699 code for a protein of 161 amino acids.